AUGGCAAGGGCCCGACCGGGGGGAAGCGCCUUCCAUCCUGGCCGGACCACCAGCACAAGGAGCGAACAGCCGCCCUCUGUUGCAAGCCUGUCUGCCUGCCUGCCUGCUGCUGCUAGGCCUGUUGCUCAUCCGCUGGCAGCAGCCCUCCCACAUCCGCCCAGCGCCAGCGCCUUAUACUCACUCUUGGUCCCGCCAUGGAAAAGGCGCACCAGCUCCCGUGGCUCUGCUAGCUAG
Molecule: messenger RNA, 234 nt
Organism: Bipolaris victoriae FI3
Lineage: Eukaryota; Fungi; Ascomycota; Dothideomycetes; Pleosporales; Pleosporaceae
Exons: 1
Coding region: 1-234 (77 amino acids)
Source: RefSeq, a predicted model, not a curated record